Rotaria sp. Silwood2 is the source of this 381-nucleotide messenger RNA. The record is from the annotation of a GenBank genome assembly. NCBI's taxonomy places the organism in Eukaryota, Metazoa, Rotifera, Eurotatoria, Philodinida, Philodinidae.
AUGUCUAGUCUACGGGACGAAAUUGGAUGUAUGGGGAAAAAGUUAAUUGAAGAAAAUUGUGAACGUAUAAACCAAGUAAAAUCUAUCCAACAACAACAACAUAACUUAAUAGUCAUGGUUAACCACAUUCAAGUCGUUAUCAAAUCAAUAAUAAAAAGUUUGCCGGAAUUGAGUAAUAAGGUGAAAAAGAAGAUAGACAAACAAAUAACAUUAAUGAAUGAUAUUACGAAACAGUUAACAUCAAAUGAAAUAAGAACGUCAUCGAUGGAAACAAUGUCAACCCAAACAGAUAUAUUAGGUGCAACAACAUCAAACGAUCCAGGCGGUGAUAAUGAUAAUGAGCAAUUAAAUAUGUCAACAGAUACUGACGCUAAUGUUUAA